This is a messenger RNA of Nelumbo nucifera (sacred lotus), 1490 nucleotides long. RefSeq names its product protein UNUSUAL FLORAL ORGANS-like. NCBI's taxonomy places the organism in Eukaryota, Viridiplantae, Streptophyta, Magnoliopsida, Proteales, Nelumbonaceae. Gene Ontology annotation, molecular function: protein binding. The record is from RefSeq and is a predicted model, not a curated record.
GAAAAUAGAAACAAAUCCUAAUCACAUGUGGGUCAGAUAUAGUUUAUGUGGGGCACACAGCCCAAUCCCAUACACCUCCAAUAAUUCACCUCACCAUUACAUUACAGUUUACAGUAUAUAUCUCUCAAGUCUCAACCCCACCCCAACAGAUUUCUUCAGUGGCUGAUCUGCUAUGUGGAACAACCUCCCCUUGGAUCUCCUUGCCAGGGUCUUCUCCUUCCUCUCGCCAGACUCCUUAGCUCGGGCCACAGCAGCCUGCAAGCAUUGGCGUGCCUGCGCCAGGACUUUCUCCUCCUACACAGUCUCCGUGGAGACCGACUGCUGCUGCCACCCUCCAUGGUUCCUAGCCAUGCAUACGCGUAACCACCGUGGGUUCUCAUUCUAUGUUCACAACCCAAGUUUUGAUCGAUGGCAUUUGCUCCCUCUCGACUUCCUUCCAGACCCAAUUCGCCCGGUUGCUCCAAUUGGCAGCCUCCUCCUCUACAGGCCCGCCGUCUCCUCUCCCCUCCAACUGGGCCUCUGCAACCUCUUCACCAGACAUUACAGAGUUCUUCCCAGCUUAACCACCCCACGCACCAAUCCGGCGGUGGGCGUGGUUGGUGUGGACAAGACCCGAGAUGACGCCUCGCCUUCUUCCUUCAGAGUUUACGUGGCCGGGGGCAUGUCCACGACCCCACGCCGGGGUACCACCUAUGAAGCCACACUGGAGAUGUAUGAUUCACGAGUUGAUAAAUGGCAGAGCCUAGGAUGGAUGCCAAUUGAAUUUGCAGUGAGACUGACUGUCUGGACUCCCAAUGAGAGUGUAUACUCUGAUGGGGUCCUAUACUGGAUGACAUCUGCUCGAGCCUAUAGCGUGAUGGGCUUUCAAGUGAGCACAGGCCUGUGGAAGGAGGUGAAGGUGCCUAAGGCAGAUCAACUCGAGUUCGCCUCUCUGGUCAGGCGGAAGGGAAGGCUAGCGCUUGUGGGAGGAGACUGUAUGGGAGAAGCUUGCAUAUGGGAGCUUGGAGUUGGAGAUCAAUGGAUGUUGCUGGAAAUGGUGCCGGUGGAAUUGGGAAUGAGGUUUCUAGGGGGCAAGCGAAAUUGGUGCAGUACUAAGUGUGUGGGGAUUGAUGAGGCUGUCUACUUGUAUAGAGAUCUUGGAUCUGAAAUGUUGGUGUGGAGAGAAGUUGCAGUGAAGGGUAGAUGGGAGUGGGAUUGGAUUGAAGGUUGUGGUUCUAUCAGGGGAGAAGAAGUUCCAAAAUUCCCAAUUAAAGGAAUGCUUCUGCAACCAAGUCUAAAUCCGUCUUACAUUCUUGAUCAUUGACAAACACCAGUUAAUCAAUGUACUGUUCUGUUUAAUCAGGGAUUUGUUGUCGCCUUUCUCAAAAAGUGUCAUUGUUCUUUUCAGCUUUCAAAUACUGUUCAAAUAUUCUUUCCAUGGCUAUUUGUCUGACAUGAUUGGUGUACGCUCGGCAUCACAGGUUGGAUGGUUAAGAAUUAAGCUUUUCAUG